AUAAACCUAUUUACCUCCUUUACCCUACUCACAUUACUAAUCUUAAUUAUCCCAGUCAUCACACCCAGCACAAACAUCCACAAAAGCAACAAGUACCAAACCUAUGUAAAAAACACCGUCUCCUGCGCCUUCCUCACCAGCCUGGUCCCAAUAACAAUAUAUCUUCAUACAAACCAAGAAGUACUUAUCUCAAAUUGACACUGAAUCACCAUUCAAACCCUCAAACUGACACUCAGCUUCAAAAUAGACUACUUCUCACUCAUAUUUAUGCCCGUAGCACUAUUUAUCACGUGGUCUAUCAUAGAAUUCUCAAUGUGAUAUAUACACUCCGACCCGCACAUCAACCUAUUCUUUAAAUACUUACUCCUCUUCCUCAUCACCAUACUAAUCCUCGUCACCGCCAACAAUCUCUUCCAACUCCUCAUCGGCUGGGAAGGGGUAGGAAUUAUAUCUUUCCUACUCAUCGGCUGAUGGUUCGGACGAACAAACGCAAACACAGCCGCUCUCCAAGCAAUCCUAUACAACCGCAUCGGAGACAUUGGAUUUCUCACAUCAAUAGCAUGAUUCCUCUCAAACAUGAAUACAUGGGACCUACAACAAAUCUUCGCGCUUAACCAAAAUACCCCAAACCUUCCCCUCAUAGGACUAAUAUUAGCCGCAGCUGGAAAAUCAGCUCAAUUUGGACUACACCCCUGACUCCCCUCUGCAAUAGAGGGCCCCACUCCUGUCUCAGCCCUACUUCACUCGAGCACAAUAGUUGUAGCAGGAAUCUUCCUACUUAUCCGCUUCCACCCUCUAAUAGAAAACAACAAACUCGCCCAAACAACAGCCCUAUCUCUAGGCGCUCUUACCACCCUAUUUACAGCCAUCUGCGCCCUCACCCAGAAUGAUAUUAAAAAAAUCAUCGCCUUCUCCACCUCCAGCCAACUAGGAUUGAUGAUAGUAACAGUCGGCCUCAACCAACCUUAUCUAGCAUUCCUACACAUCUGCACACACGCCUUCUUCAAAGCUAUACUAUUCCUAUGCUCCGGCUCCAUCAUCCACAACCUAAACAAUGAACAAGACAUUCGAAAGAUAGGAGGACUAUUCAAAGCCCUCCCUUUCACCACCACAGCCCUCAUCACUGGUUGCCUCGCAUUAACCGGAAUACCAUUCCUCACCGGAUUUUACUCCAAAGACCCAAUCAUUGAAGCCGCCACUUCAUCUUAUACCAACGCCUGAGCCCUACUAUUAACACUAACAGCCACCUCCCUCACAGCCGUUUACAGCACCCGCAUCAUCUUCUACACGCUACUAAACCAACCCCGAUUCCCUCCCCACAUUACCAUCAACGAAAACAACCCCUCACUAAUCAACCCCAUCAUACGAUUAAUACUCGGAAGCAUCUUCGCCGGCUUCAUCCUAUCCAACAACAUCCCCCCCAUAACCACCCCCCUAACAACCAUUCCCCUAUACCUAAAACUAACCGCCCUUACAAUAACAACCCUAGGCUUCAUUAUCGCAUUUGAAAUUAAUCUCAAUACACAAAACCUAAAAUACAACCUCCCUUCAAACCCCACCAAAUUCUCCCUCUCACUAGGAUAUUUCCCCACAAUCAUACACCGCCUACCCCCUGACCUAUAUCUAACAAUAAGCCAAAAACUAGCUACCUCCUCACUAGACAUGACAUGACUAGAAAACAUCUUACCAAAAACCACAGCCCUCAUCCAACUAAAAGCCUCUAUACUAACCUCAAACCAACAAGGCCUCAUUAAACUAUAUUUCCUGUCUUUCCUCAUCACCAUUACCCUCUUUACACUCCUACUUAACUGCCCCGGGUAA
Messenger RNA from Physeter macrocephalus (sperm whale), 1821 nucleotides. The record is from the annotation of a RefSeq genome assembly. NCBI's taxonomy places the organism in Eukaryota, Metazoa, Chordata, Mammalia, Artiodactyla, Physeteridae.